UUUUGUUGAAAUGGCAGAGGGAAUGGGUGUCUAACUCUGGCUACGCCAUCAUUGGCCUUCAAAGUAAUCCUUCAACGGGCUCCAUUGCCCUACUUAUAAAUCCUUCAGAAGCUGAUUUUUCAUUCAACAGUAAAAGGUAAUCACUCCAUUGAAAAUGGCACUCGGAUCACUUGCCUCAAAAACCAAGUCCUUCUGCUCUUACUUCCGUUCUGUCCUUAGAGUUAGACCCAAAUUCCACUCUUUCUCUAUUCUCACUCCGCAAAAUACCAAACUGCCAUUACCAGACCUUGUAAAUGAGAUCUCUCGCAUUCUCAGCGACCACAGAAACCCACACCAUGACUUAGAGCUCUCUCUAAGUACUUACUCGUUAAAAGUAUCUCCAAACUUGGUAGAGCAAGUAUUGAAACGUUGUAAGAAUCUUGGAUUCUCUGCCCACAGAUUCUUUCUUUGGGCAAAAAGAAUUCCGGGUUUUGAACAUAGUAAAGAGAGCUAUCACAUUUUGGUGGAUAUAUUGGGUUCAAGUAAGCAAUUUGCUAUAUUAUGGGAUUUCUUGAUGGAAAUGAGAGAAUUUCAAGACUGUAAAAUAACCCCAGAAAUUUUUUGGCUUGUUUUUAGAGCUUAUAGUAGAGCUAAUUUACCAGGUGAUGCGAUUCGUGCUUUUGAUAGAAUGGUCGAGUUUGGUUUAAACCCUGGAAUGGAUGAUCUUGAUCGACUAGUGUAUGCGCUAUGCAAACGUAAGCAUGUAAGACUUGCCCAGCAAUUUUUUGAUAGAGUUAAGCAUAGAUACGAGGCUAAAGCGAAAACUUAUAGCAUUUUGAUUAGGGGAUGGGGUGAUGUUGGUGAGUCGGAAUUAGCAUGUCAGGUGUUCGAUGAAAUGCUUCAAAGAAAAUGUGUUGUUGAUGUCUUCGCUUAUAAUAGUUUGUUGGAGGCUUUAUGUAGGGGAGGAAGGGUUGGUGAAGCUUAUAAGAUGUUUCGAGAAAUGGGUUCGAAAGGAGUUGAGGCAGAUGCUUGUAGUUAUUCGAUAUUUAUACGUGCAUAUUGUGAGUCAAAUGAUAUUCAUUCUGCUUUUAGGGUGCUUGAUGAAACGAAGAGAUAUGGUCUUUUGCCUAAUGUGUUCACUUAUAAUUGCAUAAUCAAGACUCUUUGCAAGAAUGAAAAGGUAGAAGAGGCUUAUGAAAUUUUGGAUGAGAUAAUUGAUAGGGGAGGUAGUCCUGAUGCAUGGAGUUAUAAUGCAAUUCUAGCUUAUCACUGCGAGCAUUGUGAGGUCAAUAGAGCUACCAAGCUGAUAUCCAGAAUGGUGAAAGAUAAUUGCUUACCAGAUCGACAUAGCUAUAACAUGUUGCUGAAAUUGCUUAUAAGAAUAGGGAGAUUUGAUAGAGCAACUGAAGUUUGGGAGAGUAUGGAGGGGAGAGGAUUUUAUCCUUCUGUAUCAACAUAUUCAGUUAUGAUACAUGGUUUUUGCAAGAAAAAGGGUAAACUAGAGGAGGCAUGUAAAUAUUUUGAGAUGAUGAUUGAUGAAGGAAUACCACCAUAUUCUUCUACUGUCGAGAUGUUGAGGAAUAGGCUAACAGGUUUAGGAUUGUUGGACUAUAUUGAGAUACUCGCUGGCAAGAUGGAGCGAAGCACUUCUUGUUCGAUACAAGAGUUCGCCAAUGCAAUGAGAGGUGGUAAGAUACAUGUGAGAUCAAGAAGUGAAGAAACAGAAGUUGAGACUGAUUGAAACAAGAGUGUUAUAAUUGAUAUUGCAUUUGCAGGAAUCUUGGAUUCGAAUCUUACUUAACUCUACCUCUACCUCUAAUCAAAUGCAUGUCCAAAUUACCCAAUCUACAAAAACGGCUCCAAAAUGUUUCUGGGGUUUUUUGCGCAA
Messenger RNA from Jatropha curcas, 1867 nucleotides. RefSeq names its product Pentatricopeptide repeat (PPR) superfamily protein. NCBI's taxonomy places the organism in Eukaryota, Viridiplantae, Streptophyta, Magnoliopsida, Malpighiales, Euphorbiaceae. The record is from RefSeq and is a predicted model, not a curated record. Gene Ontology annotation, molecular function: protein binding.